Drosophila ananassae is the source of this 2345-nucleotide messenger RNA. RefSeq lists its product as uncharacterized. NCBI's taxonomy places the organism in Eukaryota, Metazoa, Arthropoda, Insecta, Diptera, Drosophilidae. Gene Ontology annotation, cellular component: neuron projection membrane. The record is from RefSeq and is a predicted model, not a curated record. The transcript has 7 exons. The coding region runs from base 458 to 2008 and encodes 516 amino acids. Gene Ontology annotation, biological process: synapse organization.
CCGCGAUUCAGGAAUCAGUUGGAAAUUUGCAUGGCCCAGUGGCGGACGUUGAGCGGGAAAAAUUGCCAAACAUUUGAACUUCCAUUAAUAACGGUCUAACGAUUCGGUUUAAAUCAUACGCGGGCACAAAUCUUGGCCACAAAAGAGCGCUUGCCGAAUGCACUCAGCAGAUCCUGAUUCAUCGACUAGCGGCAACAGCAAAGAAAGACAGUCACGUUCGUGUGCCCCACUUCCAGGGGUAUGCAAAUUUAGCCAGGACGACUUCAUAAAAGCAAUGCAAAUAAUUAAAUAAAAGAACAUAGAACUGAGGACCGAGAACCGAGAACAUAGAACACGAAACAGCAAAUAUCAGUCAUACAAAAUGACAUGCCACUUGAGCUGGCGGAACUUGGAUUAACUAGCUGCGCGAGCAAUACGUUGCAGAAGCAAAAGUAAUUCCCAAGCCCGGGAGGAGACUAUGGCAAGGUGCGAUAUCCGACAGAUUCCCACACCCAAUAAAAUGUCCUGGAGGGGGCGGGUACUGGAGCGCGGACAAGGACGAGGAAAGGCCCGAAGACGCAAAGGAGCAGUCGGGGGCAUUGGUGGAGGAAUCCUUGCCGGCAGGGCGGGCACUGCCAGCAUACUGUUGGCAUUUCUGGCAGCUGUCAGCUUUCGAGGCAUGCGAGCGCCGCUGGCCGCUUCUGCAGCACCGAUGGUUGAAAACGCAUCGCUAAUUACGCCACCGACGACGAGGACAACCACAACGCCGCUGGCAACGGGAUCACACAGUGUCCUGUUGAUGGGUACUGGCACCAGUUUUCAACAGGGGGAGGAGACAACCAUAAUGGGGGAGUCCUGGAGUGAAAGACCCGAUACGGCGACACUGACAAAGGGAUUCUCGAUUCCUACCUAUUUACCACCUUUUCCGGACUUCAUUCCCGCCGAUUUGCCGCACCUGCAGCGGAACGCACCUGCCACUCCAAGUCCGGCGGAUGCCAGUCCAAAGCAGACUAACGAGCAGCAAUUCCAAACCCAAUCGCCAUCCCAGUCGCAGCCCAGAUUACACGCCUACGACAGCGAACAAAAGGAGCUGCAGUUGCGGCGCGAAAAGGAGCUGGCCAAGGAGCGGGAACUGUUGCCACGGCGCCAACUCAGCCUGCCCCCGCUGAAUGCCACCGUCCAAGCUGGCCAGCAUGCCUAUCUGCCCUGUAAGCUCAACCAGCACUCGGGCAAGCCCCUCUCCUGGGUGCGUUUGCGGGAUGAACAUAUCAUUGCGGUGGAUCACACAACCUUCAUCAACGAUGCUCGCUUCGCGUCCCUGCUCCAAUCAGCGGCAACGGCAACAUCGGCGACCACCGCAGUCGGAGCUCCACCUCCGAGUCCUCGCAUCUCCUCAGAUGCCUCUGCCCUGUUGAAUAGCUCCAGGCAAGGUGUCCUGGCGGGGGAGCGAGGCAAUGGCAGUAGCCUGAGCUGGACACUGCAAAUCAAGUACGUGAAGCUGGACGACGCCGGAUGGUACGAGUGCCAAUUGGCAACUGAGCCCAAAAUGAGCGCCAAGGUGCAACUGUUUGUGAUAACACCUCGUACCGAACUAAUUGGGGAUCGACAGCGCUUUGUAAAGGCUGGCAGCAAGGUGGAGAUGCACUGCAUCGUGCGUGGGACUCUGGAGGCGCCCAAGUACAUAUUCUGGUAUCGGGGUGACCAACAGGUGACUGCCGAAAACGAGGCCAGCGCCUCCCAGAACGGAUGGUAUACGCAAAUCGAUAGAAAUAUCUUUGGAAGCACUGAGCACAACAGGAAUACGAUUGGUUCUCUGGUUAUUCCCUUAGUGCGGAAAAUACACUCCGGCAACUACACGUGCGAGCCGGAAAACAGUGCGGCCGUGUCCAUGCAACUGCAUGUCCUGAGCGGAGAAUACUCUGCCUCGGCCAUCAAGUCAGCAGCAGCCGGCCUCUAUAGACUCGGACACGGAUACAGGAGCCUCCACCAGUGGCUAAUCUUCUUACUGGUGGCUUUGAACAAGACAUGAGUGGUGAUCUCAGGAAGCGUUUGAAGGAAAUGACUAAAAUCACAAUCCGACGGGGUGUUUUGUCUAAGACAUUAGUUUAAUUUGUAGGUAAAAAUAGCACACGAAACUCUCAGAACACAAUGUCAUUGAUUAUUCCGCUGACACUUUUUUAAAGUCUAAGCUCAACUUUCCGAAUAUUAAUGAAGAUUUUUAUACAGAUUCUAGACUUAAUAUGUUUUCCUUUUGUAUAAGAUUAGGUCUAGUGGAAUAAGCAUUAAGCUAAGCAUCUGAUUCCGAGUAACGAAAAUUAAUUUGUUAUUUGCGUAAAUAAAGCCUAAGGCGUCUUAAGUAAUCUAGA